Molecule: messenger RNA, 3309 nt
Organism: Cynoglossus semilaevis (tongue sole)
Lineage: Eukaryota; Metazoa; Chordata; Actinopteri; Pleuronectiformes; Cynoglossidae
Gene: c9h13orf42
Product: chromosome 9 C13orf42 homolog
Exons: 4
Coding region: 1318-2130 (270 amino acids)
Source: RefSeq, a predicted model, not a curated record
AUAAGGUCUGUUCCCUGGACUGUUCUAAUCUAUUUUACAGCUCAUGGUUGAAUUUAGCUACUAAACUUCAACCUUACUUUUUCUUUAGGAAAUAACAGGUGUUGCCAGGGUUUUUCUGUGUAGUUGUGUUUCUCUGUAAAAAGAAACAGAUUUGUGAGAGUGGUGCGUUUGAAAGCAGAACAGAAAGUCAUGAAGUGAAAUAUCAUUUCUACAUGUGCAUUUCUGUUAUUUUUGUUUUGGCCAAAGAUCACACAAUGACCUUUGACAAGCCCAGUUCUUGUUCUUCUUCUGUCUAGGGUUUAGAUGCUUGUAUUUCUGGAGAGGUUCUUCUGUGUCCUUACAGCCCUAACAGCAUGAAGACUUUGACUUCAUGCUCGGUUGCAUAACCGUGACUCACCGUUUCCUCUUUUCAACCAUAUACCAGUUGAGAUAGAAAACCACAGCAAGUCUUCACUAGACCUGAACAAUGAUGGAAACCCUGUAUAGUGAUCAAGUGAAAGUAGUUAAAAAUAAAUAUAAUAUUGAUGUUCUCAGCUGGGAUUUGUCUGUGAGGAAAGUACCUGUUCUGAGUUCAUAGUUGAACUGCUUCAGCUUUUCAUGUUUGUCCUUUGUUUCCACCAGGGAAGCCCAUUAAUAGAAGCAAUUGAAACAGGAGAAAAAUCUGAUGUAUAAUUGAUAAAGACAGGAGGGAUGCUAACGGCUCCCCUCAAUGUCCGCCAUCCCCUCAACGACUCGAAAAUAAAAUUAGUUUUAUAGGAGCUGCCAAAAAGAGUCAAGAAUGACAUCAGUGUAGACAACUAGGAAGUGUGUGACAUCGGAGGAGAGACACACACUUUAUUAUUUUUUUGCCAAAGAACUAUAUUUAUGUUCUACAUGUAAUAUAAAUUUAGCAAUUUAGCCUUAUGAAGCUGGAGUUUCCCAGACUGUUGCGUGGCCCACAGUGAGUCGGUGUGUAAACAUGAGUCAGGAUACAGUAUCCGACACAGGGCUAAGGUAAUGGCAUCACCCAGUCUCAGGUUACAGACUGGUUGCUACAGCAGAGUUGCUGAGCAGCAUCCGAUAACAUUCAAAGACAUGUUGAGGACAGGUUGGACAGCAGUAACAGUGUCGGGACCAAUUCAGCACCGUGGACAGCGUCUUGUACCGGUCAACAGCUACAGCUGGUUUAAUGGUUGCUUCACCAUUUUGUUUGUUUGAAACCUUUUUGAAAUCGAAAUAUUUGUUGAUGGAUGAAGAGGUGGACUAUGGAUGGACACUUCACCAGCACUGAGGAAUCUGAGGUCACAUCUGUCAGCCUGAGAGACUCCAUUUGAAGGAAUGUUCAGGAAAAUUAACAAUGCCUUCCGUCCCAACCAUCAAGGACAGAGAGGGUGGGAUGGUAGCGGUGGUGGUGGGAUUCGCUCUGAGCAUGAUUACCACAAUGCCUGCACUGUCCGCCUGGUCCGCAGUACUUCCAUGCUCGUGGUGGGCGAGAAAACCCAGACAGCAGCCGCAGGCUCCACUUUAAAGCGCAGCAAAAGUACAGUGAGCAUUGAAUCCACCUUGUACUACUAUCAGAGGCAGGAGGACCGGAUAUGGCUCUACUCCCAUCAACAGAACUGUCUGGAGUACCUGGAGGCACUGGUGGCUCUGAGGAGACGCUACACAAAGAGUGUGAGCGAUUUGAAAAGUGCAGACGCCAAGGCCACAGUGUUCUAUAAGAAGAAACCUGCACCUCCACCACCCAGCAAGGAGGCCAAGAACCACAGAGCCAAACCCUCUGCACCUCCUGUCCCCACGGAAGAAGACACGCUGCAGUAUUUUGAUGCUGUCAUCGCCAGCUGUGACAACGAGCCCCUGCGUAAACCUUACAUUGAUGAUGGACACGCAGAUGUGGAUUUCAUAGUGGCCUCCAGUUCAGCUGAACAUGACCUCCACUCUAACUGGGUGUUACGGGUUCCUCGGGUCGCAGAUGAGUCAAACCAGACAGCAGUUCAUCACGGUGCCAACGAAAAAGCCACAAAGAAGAAAAACAAUAGUGGAUCUACCAGCAGCAGACUUCGACUUCAGAGGAACCCGAUCCACCUGCCCAAAGUGGUGGAGAGUGCAUUUCAGACACUGCGCUUCAAGCCCAAAUUAAAAAAGCAGUGAAGCUUAAAAAAGACAUUUGAAACCAGAAGUACUGCCUCCACUUGGACAAAGACCAGGACAGUUCUCUGUCCAGGCGAUUACUCAACUGACGUUGAAGCUACAGCACAUCAUUUAAAUAAAGCAAAGAAAAAGUGUCAAUCCCUCAGGGUUUAGGAGUGACCACAGUCAGGUCCCACUGCUAACAUAAACAUUAGCCUGCUAAAAUUAGCUGUCACUGGUUGUACAAAGCGAGGGUUGAUACAAAUUGACUAAAUUUAAGCUCUUACACAUUUUUAAUGGAUUGCAGCUAUUUGUUUUCAUUUUGCCUAACCUUGGAAUUUUUUUUGUUUGUUUUCUAUAUGAAAGAAUGUAUUUACUUAUUCAUUUGAAGUAAUUAAUUUGCUUUAUUAGUAGCUAUUUUGUGGAUAUACCUUUGACAAAUCUUUGCUAAGUUUUGAUGGCCUUUAGUGAGUUUUACUCUCUUUUCUUUUAAACGUCUUGCCAUUACUUUGCUGCUAAUAUGUUUUGGUAAAGGUUUUCUUUCAUGGUUGAUUCUUUGCUCUUCUGGUUAACUGAAAAACAUUUGUUAGAUCACAUUUCUAAGGUUUUUAACUGGUCAUUUAUGCUAAAUGUUUUGAUAUAAUUUAUGGUUGACUUGUUGCCUUUUUUUUACAAGGUCUGUUGUCUGCUCAUGGUUUAUUUGUUAACUUUUAUAUAUAUUAUGGUUAACAUUUUAAAAACCCUAUAGGAUGUAAUCAUUAGUUAUCAUACAGCAAGUGUAGGUGUUUUUUAAUUUCAACUAUUUCUUUUACAAAAAUGGCCAUAAAAGCAUUUGUUUUACUAGUACAGCUCAUUUAUAUCUCAAUAGCAUUGGUAACUUUGGUUGACAACUUUUGAACUGUAUUUCUAGAUAUUUUGACAAUACCCUUACAAUUUAGCAGCUCAUGUUUGCCAUUAGCAAUGUUGUCACUCUGUAUUCUUUCAUCUAAAGUUAUUUCUAGGAUUUAAAGCUCAUAGAAAGCUUUAAGCUGGGACCUGAGCGUAACAAAUGGAGGUCAGCCAGUCAUCUACCUAUUGGCAGCUCUUUAAACAGGGCUGAAGAAAGACGACAUGGGCUUCAUGCCGGUCCUGUCCACCUUGGCCAGACUUUUCUGAGCAGCCGUCAUCUUCUUCGGCGGCUGCAACAAGACGAUGUAGAAG